UUUUUAAAAAUGAUCUACUACUCGUGACACCUCUUGUCAAAAAUUUAGAAGCUUUUAUGAUUAUAUUUGUCCCGCCCAAAUUUUUGUUUGCAGUUUACUUCACACUGUAAAUCAGUUUGAGGUUAAAUUGAAAGCAGUGUUGUUCAUGUUAUUUUUUGUUCCUAUUCAUAAGCUUUUUUUACAUUUGGUUUUUUAAAAAGAAGAUGAGUAAAGUAAGAAACAAGAAAAUAACAAAACGGGAAUACUGUCGAUGGACCUCAGAAGAUAUGGAUCAUGCGAUUAAUGCAUACAAACAAAACCAGUGUAGUUUUAAUGAGUGCUGCAGACAUUAUAACAUUCCAAAGCCCACUUUUAGAAGGCACUUGGGCUCUUUAAAUAAAAAGGCAAAUGAAAAUGUUCAGUCUUUGGGUCGACACACAACUUUUAGCCCUGAAAUUGAAAUGAAAUUGGCAAAAAAUAUUUUAAAGCUGGAAGAAAGACUUUUUGGUGUAACAAUUUGAGGUGUUCGACGAUUGGCUUUUCAAACAGC
Acanthoscelides obtectus is the source of this 529-nucleotide messenger RNA. The record is from the annotation of a GenBank genome assembly. Lineage: Eukaryota; Metazoa; Arthropoda; Insecta; Coleoptera; Chrysomelidae.